Molecule: messenger RNA, 1623 nt
Organism: Ilyonectria robusta
Lineage: Eukaryota; Fungi; Ascomycota; Sordariomycetes; Hypocreales; Nectriaceae
Product: FAD binding domain-containing protein
Exons: 3
Coding region: 1-1623 (540 amino acids)
Source: RefSeq, a predicted model, not a curated record
AUGUCUUCCCAGCACGAGCGCACAGCCCAGUUGCCGGCCAAGCCCCACGGCCUCACUGUGACCCAAGAUCUCCCUCACCAGACGCAGAUCGAUGAGGGAGGAAAAGCUACGCAAUGCGACAUCCUCAUCAUCGGUGGUGGUGCCGCUGGACUAGCCGCCGCAGCAGCUGCCGACCAUGUGGGCGGCACCACCUUCCGAUCCGGCGGCACCAUCUGGAUGCCAAACAACUUCCUUCUGCGGAAGCAUGGCAUUGAGGAUAGCAAAGCACUCGGGGCGCGGUACAUCAACGCUGUCACACAAGCGAUACCGACGCCUUCUCGUCGACACGCAGCCGAUGCCCCUUUGCGCAGCAGGCGCGUCGACGCGUUUUUAACGCAAGGUCCUGAAAUGAUCAAUUUCUUUCGAGAUCAAGGGUUUCGAUGGAUGAGCACGCCUUCCAAGUUUCCAGACUACCAUCCAAACGCCGAUGGCGCUGUUGAGCAAGGCCGCACCCUCGACCCUGCCGUCUUCGAUGCAGCUUGCCUAGGCCCGUACUUGAAGUACCUGCCCGCCCCAGAUGGAGCGCCUGUGGUUGCUCGGUUUGAGGAUUUCCGGAUCCUGACACGGCCCCACGCCUCGGCGCACUGUACAGAUCUUUCGCCCGUGCCAAAGGGAAUGUCAAGGCCCAUGUCGAUGGGUCGAUCGGUCGUCGCACAGCUUCUCAAGAUAUGCAUGGAUCGCGGCAAUGUGGAGAUCUGGACCAGGGCAUGCGGCAUUUUGUAUUUCGGAAAGCAGACCAGGAAGGAAUGGAGCCUCAGCUCAGAUGGCGACACAGGCAUCGCGUUGCAAGUUGGCCAGAACGUUGGCGCCGACAGCAGACAGCUUGACGAGGUCUGGGGUAUUCCCACGAUGAAUGAUCCCAGAACUGGACAGGUGACGGAAGCUAUGUUCGCCAUCUCCAAGCCCUUCUCUGUCGUCGUGGAUGACACGGGCCACCGUUUCUUCGCCGAGUCUCAGCCCUACGGUGACGCAGUCAGGUCCAUGUAUGCAAGGGUAGGAGCGGGAGCAGACGCUAGAAAGGCGCGUUUCUGGCUCAUUGUCGACCGGACAUACAGUCGCAGAUACACGAUCGGUAGUCUCAAACCGACCAUGCGUAUCAGCGAGGCUGUUGACCGAGGUCUGAUCUUAACCUCCAGCACCAUCAGCGACUUGGAGAAACAGAUGGAUAUCCAAGACGGCGCACUUCAAGCAACGCUUUACAGAUGGAACGCGAUGUGCGUUUCCGGUAAAGACGAGGAUUAUGGCCGGGGCGAAGACAGGUACCAGCAGUUCAUCGGAGACCCGGGUGUGGGGCCAAAUCCCUGCAUGGGGCCUGUCAAAACGAGCCCGUUUUAUGCCAUUGAGAUCUUCCCUGGCGAUGCUGGUACAAGGGGAGGUCUCCGAAGCGAUGAGUUUGCAAGAGCGCUGAGGAAGGAUGGCGAUGUGAUCCGCCGGCUAUAUGUUGCGGGAAAUGCAUCAGCCGCGACACUUGGGUCCCAUGGCGCAGGGACAACAAUCUGCCCUGCGAUGACGGAUGGCUUCAUUGCUGUGAGACACAUACAGGCACUGGAUAACGGUAGCAGUGGAGGUGAUCUACAAUGCUAA